AUGGCCGGGAGGGGCGGUGGCAGCAGCACCUCCCCGCCGCCGGGCGCGGGGGUGGGGGCAGAGCGGCGGCGGCGGCAGCAGCUGCCCCAGCCGCAGGAUGCGCUGCCCGGCCCCGGCGCCGCCGGAGCCCUGCGAGGGGCAGAGCGGGCGGCGGGGAUGGAUGCGGCCCCGCGGCGCUGCCGCGGCUGCUGCUGGCGGCGGUGGCGGCGGCGGCUGCGCGGGCCGCGGUGGGCGCUGGCGGCCGGGCUGCUGGGCGCCGCCGCCGCGCUCGCCCUGUACUCGGCGCUGCCCGAGCCGGCCCGGGCGGACGGCGAGGCGGUGACCGUGCUGCUGUGGUGGGAGCCCUUCGGCCGCCCGCGGCGCUUGCCCGACUGCCGGCGGCGCUACAACAUCAGCGGCUGCCGCCUGAGCGCCGACCGCAGCCGGUUCGGCGAGGCGCAGGCGGUGCUGUUCCACCACCGCGACCUGGUGCGGCACGGCGCCGAGGGGAUGCCCCGAGGGUCCCCGCCGCGGCCCCCGCGCCAGCGCUGGGUGUGGAUGAACUUCGAGUCGCCGUCGCACUCGCCCGGCCUGCGGGGGCUGGCCGGGCUCUUCAACUGGACCAUGUCCUACCGCCGCGACUCGGACGUGUUCGUUCCCUACGGGUACCUCUACGUCCCGCCGGCGCCCCGGCCCUUCGUCCUGCCCCGCAAGACGCGGCUGGUGGCCUGGGUCAUCAGCAACUGGAACGAGGAGCACGCCCGGGUGCGCUACUACCGCCAGCUGAAGGAGCACCUGCCCAUCGACGUGUACGGAGCGCGGGGGCUGGCGCUGGCCGAGGGGGGCCUGGUGGAGACCGUCUCAGCCUACAAGUUCUACCUGGCCUUCGAGAACUCCCAGCACACCGACUACAUCACCGAGAAGCUCUGGAGAAACGCUUUUUCCGCCAGCGCCGUGCCCGUCGUCCUCGGACCCCGCAGAGCCAACUACGAGCGCUUCAUCCCCCCAGAUUCCUUCAUCCACGUUGACGACUUCCCCAGCCCCAGGCUGCUGGCCACCUACCUGAAAUUCCUCGAUAAAAACAAACCAAACUACAGGCGGUACUUUGCCUGGAGGAAGAAAUACGAAGUCCACGUCACCUCGUUCUGGGAUGAGCAUUUCUGCAAGGUCUGCGAGGCUGUUAGGGCAGCUGGGAAUCAAAUCAAGACUGUUCGAAAUCUGGCCAGCUGGUUUGAAAGCUGAUGUUCCUGGCGGGUGAGGCUUGCCUGGACAGCCUGGACCGAGCGCCAAGGUGUCGGGAAGGAUGGGUCUUACAGAGAUCAUUAGCCCAGGUAGCUGGCAUUAGCCGCAGAAGGCUGACAUCAGUUGGAGAAUCAUACAGGUACAGGAAAACAAGCUGUGAAAAGCCUACAAAAGGAAGAUUUUUAUUCAAGAGAAAAUUAUAAAGGUACAAAGAGACAUUAUGCCAGAUGAUUCCUAAAGAGCAAAGUUAAAUUUCCAAAAGUUGUACAGUUACAGAACUUCUAAAGUUCUGCACAGCUCAACAUAAAUAUCCGAUGCCAAAUUCCUCAGCUGUACAGCUGAAACCAAUUUUGGCAGCUAUGACAACUUCCUGGACCAUAAAACUUUCCUCUGCUCUCAGAUCAGUGCUAGUUUUCUGUAAUACAAAGACAAAAAUGAAUGUUUUCAACUGGUUUUUGUGCAUGUGAAAGCUAUCUACAGACAAAUUCUGAGCCACAAGUAUUGAAUGUAAGAAUCUUAUGAUACAGUAGCACCUUCUAGCAAUGCUUGAAAUUGCAGCAGCCUGCUAAUAAUGCUUUGAACCAAAUAAUUGUUCCACAUAGGGAAAAAAAGCGUAUGCAGGGGACUGAAUCUGAGUGGACAAAAAGCUCAAAUGAUGUAAAGUAUUUCUCCUAACACCUGCUGAAACUAUAAGCAUGUUUAUCCUGUAUGAAAGUAGAGUAGGACUUUAAGUACAGGGAAACACAGACUGUAGGGAAGAAAGCU
Messenger RNA from Pseudopodoces humilis (Tibetan ground-tit), 1986 nucleotides. It is a transcript of the gene FUT4, whose product is annotated as fucosyltransferase 4. The record is from RefSeq and is a predicted model, not a curated record. Gene Ontology annotation, cellular component: membrane. Lineage: Eukaryota; Metazoa; Chordata; Aves; Passeriformes; Paridae. Gene Ontology annotation, molecular function: alpha-(1->3)-fucosyltransferase activity.